Molecule: messenger RNA, 2019 nt
Organism: Chrysemys picta bellii (western painted turtle)
Lineage: Eukaryota; Metazoa; Chordata; Testudines; Emydidae
Source: RefSeq, a predicted model, not a curated record
CCUCCAGCCCCAGCUGGGAGGAGUGCCUGAGCUCCGCAGCGUUCCCAUCAAAGGACUGCCUCUUUAGGUCCCCUGCUGCAUUUCUCCCUCCCUCCUGGAGGCCUUAUCAGCUGGCAAACACUUGUGAGCAGCCCAGUCAGUUGGCAGGGCUGUGACCACACGGGACUCCCAGCUGCACAGUCUGGACCCAUGGCCUGCAAGGCAACAUACAGCAACAUCAACAUCAUUGAACCAGGACAAGAGGAGCCGUGGGGUUCUGAGCCAAGGGAGAAGGCAGUUGUCAGCGAUGUGUACACUGAAGAGGAGAACGAAUAUGAGGCUGUUGACCCGGCUCUUGGCGCAAGGAGGAGGCAGAUGGAGCAGCAGGAGGCUCGGGCUCCAAAGUGGGAGUGGAGACGGGGCCAGCGGUGGAUUUUGGCCUGCGCGACUGUCCUGGGAGUCUCUGUGCUGCUGAACCUGCUGCUCCUCACACUUGGUGUUGUCCGAUACAUGGAGAUGGCCAGUGCCCUUGAGAGAAUGCAAGUGGAGAACCAGCUGCUCCAGGAUGUGGCCUCUGGCUCUUUCCUGAUCUACAGUGAGUCACACCAGCUGUGUGUGGAUGUGACAGCUGGUGGCUCCCUGACAGCCGCGCCCUGCGCCCCCGGCUCCCCCAGCCAGCACUUCCAGUGGCUGUCUCGGGGCCAGCUGCUGAAUGUGGCCCACCAGCAGUGCGUAGCUGUGCCAAAGCAGCUUAGCCGGAUGGCUGUGCGCCUGGAGCCCUGCGAGGCCCACAGGGAGCUGCAGCACUGGGAGUGCCGGGCAGACGGGCUGCUGGCCCUCGCCAAGGAGAACCUCUACUUCAACUAUGGCAACAACCAGAACCACGUGGUGAUGCUGUACACGGGGAACGGGCCCUGGAGCCGUUGGGUCAUCUAUGGGAGCCAUGAGGACCUCUGCUUCUGCUCCUCUCAUGUCUGCACCCCAUGUCGCAGGGGGUGGACUUUCUUCCAGGACAGAUGCUACUUCCACUCCCGCUCCCUGGGCACCUGGGAUGCUGCCAACUGCUCCUGUGCUUCUCUAGGUGCCCUGCUCCUCCAGGUGACCAGCCUCGCUGAGCAGGCUCACAUCGUGGCUUCCAUGAAAUCAUCCUCCUGGAUGGGCCUCACGGACCAGGCACUCGAGGGGGCUUGGAUGUGGGUGGACGGGACUCACCCAGCAGCCAAUGCCAGCUAUUGGCAGACAGGGGAGCCCAAUGGUGGGCAGACGGAGAACUGUGCGCUGGCACGACAGGAUGGCCACUGGUAUGACACCCCAUGCACAGAGCAGCACCACUGGGUGUGUGAGGGGAAGCCCCGAGCCUGCUUGGACUAGCCACCGAGCAAUCUGGCCAGACACUGGCCCUCCCUCUGCCCCCCACUGUGACCCAAGGACUCUUGAUGCCAACUAGCAGAGGGCACUAGGGGUAUAGGGCUCCUCUGGGUUCACCAAAAGAGGUCACGUGAUGUCUAAUGAAAGCCUGUGUCAUUCCAGCGCAGUUAAUCAUUGCAAGCUAGAUGGACUGGUGAUAUUUAAGGAGUUGUGUAUCUGCACAAAUAUUACGUUCUUAAGGUCUGUGUCUAGGUACUGGCCAUCAGCAAAGGGGAAAAGCAGGUUUUCUUUCAGGCAAGAAAUGUUGAUCUCUCUGCCUGUUUGCAUGUAAAUCAAGUACUGUAUGGUUCACAAUGUGCAUCCACUCAGAAGUCUGAACUGAAUGCUAAUGAAGAAUUGUGAAAUCUUCAAAGAGAGGAAAUUAACAGGAGGAAUUAAACAGCAGGAGUUAUAAGAACAUAAGACCAACCAUACUGGGUCAGACCAAUGGUCAUCUAGCCUAGUAUCCUGUCUUCCAACAGUGGUCUAUGCCAGGUGCUUAAGAGGGAAUGACAGAACAGGCAAUCAUCAAAUGAUCCAUCCUCUGUCAUCCACAACCAGCUUCUGUCAAACAGAGGCUAGGGACAUUCAGAGCAUGGGGUUAUGUCCCUGCCCAUCCUGGUUAAUAGCCAU